This is a messenger RNA of Phoenix dactylifera (date palm), 2185 nucleotides long. The record is from RefSeq and is a predicted model, not a curated record. Lineage: Eukaryota; Viridiplantae; Streptophyta; Magnoliopsida; Arecales; Arecaceae.
GCCCCCAUUCGGCCUCAUGGGGGACUGCAAUCGCCAAAUCCUUACCGCAUGCGGGUCGGAGGGCCCCAGCGAGGGUGAAAAACGCCAACGGGCCGCGCCGGGCCCCCCCUCCCCCCUCCUCCUCUCUCUCCCUCCCUCGCUCUCCCAGGCUCGCAAAGCAGCUCCCCCCGCCCCCGGUCCCCCAAAUCGAGCAAGGGACGGACCCCAAAAGGAAACCCUUCAAAACCCUAAGAUUCCCCAUCCCGCGCUCCCCUUCGUCCUCUCUCUCGGGUUGUCCUAGAUUGUUUCUGCAUUCCGGACGCUGCGAACCCUAUAGUGCAACCCGAGGCAUGUUGUACCAGGUCACCAUUCAUAUUAUGAUCAUCUCCUUGAAGCGAUGCCUAUGAGUGACUGAUGCUUAAAGUGGCUAUCCCAAGAGGAAACAAGGACAAACAUGUUCUUAAAAUGUCUAUCAUUUGGUGUUGUUUCUGUUAACGGUCAAUAUCUAUUAUAUAAUCGGAAGUCUUUGUGCUUGGGAACAUUGUUAUUUAUUUUCCAGUACAGAAACCACAGAUGUCAGAAAGUGAGAUGGCAAUUAUCAAACCAGAGGCUAUGAAGUCCUAUAUUUGGCUUCAAUGCACUGAUGGAUCAAUCCAACAAGUUGAAGAGGAGGUUGCUAUGUUCUGCCCCAUGAUAUGUCGAGAAAUUCUUCAGACGGGCAUGGGAUCUUCUAAGAAUUAUGCUAUUUCUUUACCGCAACGAGUUAAUCCAGCCAUACUUAGCUUAAUUCUCGAUUAUUGUCGGUUUCAUCAAGUUCCAGGCCGCUCUAACAAGGAGCGGAAAUCUUUUGAUGAGAAAUUCAUCAGGAUAGAUACCAAACGAUUAUGUGAGUUGACUUCUGCAGCUGACAGCCUGCAGCUAAAGCCUUUGGUAGAUCUCAGUAGUCGAGCGCUUGCCCGCAUGAUAGAAGGAAAAACACCGGAAGAAAUUCGUGAGACUUUUCAUUUGCCAGAUGACCUCACUGAGGAAGAGAAGUUAGAGCCAUUGAAGAAUGCUAAUGAUGAUCCACGGAUCAGGCUACUAAAUCGACUAUAUGCUAAAAAAAGAAAAGAACUGGAAGAGCGUCAGAAACAAAAGGAUGGAGAAACUGAAGAACAACGAAAAGAUGAGCGUUCAGUUGAUGAAAUAUUAUCUUUUAUAAAUGGAGAUGGAGACUCAAAGACUGCUAAAGCUGCUAAGAAUAAAAAGAAAAAUAGGAGGAAAAAAGAGCAACCAAAGGAUUCCUCCAGAACUGAGUCUGAUAAAUCGCACAAGAAGGAAGUAUCAACUCUUUCUGUGGUAAGAAAUGAAGCUGGUGUUAGUUAUUCCCCUAGUCCAAGUCAAAUUUCAGAAAUGCGAGACAGUGCUGAAGAUGCAUUUGCACCAAGGGAUUUUGAAGAUGCUGAUAUUGAUGAUGAGUUAGAUCCUGCAAUGAAGGAAGAGCUUGACAGAGAAGUGGAAGACUUUGCUAGGAGGCUGAACUCUGAUUGGCCUGAGAGAAUGCAAGAAAUUUUAUCUUUAAGCCAAGAAAGGAGGGCUGUUCCAAAUUUUGUGAAUGGGAAUGGGUCCCUUCGAGGAUACACAGGUACUGUGGGUAUUUCACUCCGACAAUAUCCCCUUCCACACCCACCGACCGAGAGGGGUCAAGACAGGACUACUUGGAGAAUGGAGAAUGUGAUUCGGAGUGUCGUACUCUUAUCUUUCAAAACAAAGAGAACAAUUUUCUUCACACUGAGGAAGCAUUUAGAAGUCAGCUGGUUGAUAUUUGGAAGGAAAGCUAGGCUAUAAAUAGUCAUCGGCAUGGUCUUCGCCAAGAGCUUGGAGGGUACCCUGUACAAAGAGAGAAAAUAUCACUGCUGCAGGGAUCAUCUAUAAAUAACUUCAAACAUCAACAAUUCUGUUCCAGAAGAGUUGCGAGACAUAUAACUUCAUCUAUCAUCAGAAUUUUUCUUUUGUACUACAAUAGGAAAGGUAAGUAGUCGAAGUAGGAACUAUAUUUAACUUGGAUUAGUUGAAAAGAUAUCAUCUUUACUACAUUUCCCCAAAUUUCCACUUACUGCUGCUUUUCUGGCAACAAACACACCAUCUGCAGAUAUAACUGCACCUACUCUCUUACAGUUCCGAACAUUUAUGAUGGACUUGGCUCUACUAUGGUGAUGAAUUUUCC